Messenger RNA from Cavia porcellus (domestic guinea pig), 1166 nucleotides. RefSeq names its product peroxisomal biogenesis factor 11 gamma (gene Pex11g). The transcript is spliced from 5 exons. Gene Ontology annotation, cellular component: peroxisomal membrane. The record is from RefSeq and is a predicted model, not a curated record. The coding region runs from base 80 to 826 and encodes 248 amino acids. NCBI's taxonomy places the organism in Eukaryota, Metazoa, Chordata, Mammalia, Rodentia, Caviidae. Gene Ontology annotation, biological process: peroxisome fission.
CAGCGCCUGCGCAGAACGCGCGGCCCGGCCCCGCCCCCCGGCGCGCGUCGCCGUCCCGUGACGUCACAGCGGAGUUGCCAUGGCGGUAGUGACUGGCCUGGCGUCGGCGCUGGAGUCGUAUAGGGGUCGGGACCGCCUGAUCCGAACGCUGGGGUACUGCUGCCAGCUGGUUGGUGGGGUCCUGCUCGAACAAUGUCCUGCCAGGUCGGAAGUGGGGACUCGCCUGCUGGCGGUGUCAGCCCAGCUGAGCCACUGCAGGACUGUCCUGCGACUCUUUGAUGACCUAGCCAUGUUUCUAUACACAAAGCAGUAUGGCCUGGGCCCAGAGGAGGAGGAUGCCUUUGUCCGAGGGGUGUCUGUGCUGAGCAACAUAGCUGACCAGCUCUACUAUCCAUGCGAGCACCUUGCCUGGGCCGCCGACGCCAAGGUCCUGCAUGUGGACUCUGCCCGAUGGUGGACGCUGAGCACGGCUCUCUGGGGCCUCUCCUUGCUCCUGGGAGUGGCCAGGUCCCUGUGGAUGCUGCAGAAGCUGAGGCAGAGGCUGCAGAGCUCCAAGGCGGCCUUCACCAGCCGGCUGCCCCGAAGCAAGCGGAGGGCCUUGGAGGCACAGAUGCGGUCGGAGGUGCUCACGCUGCUCAGCAACCUGGCCGACCUGGCCAAUGCUGUGCACUGGCUGCCCCCGGGCGUGCUGUGGGCUGGCCGCUUCCCGCCCUGGCUGGUGGGCCUCAUGGGCACUGUGUCCUCGCUGCUCAGCGUCUACCAGGCAGCCCGGGCUGGUGGCCAGACUGGGGCUGGCGACCAGACUGAGGCUGGCAGCAGCCCCUGACGCAGCCCAGGGAACAGGACCCAGCUGGACCCCAUGGAGGGUCCGUCCCACUGAGCAGUAGUCCCUGCCACAGGGGCUGCGUCUGUAACUGAGCAGCCGAGAGAAGCCAGGGGGGAAGAGGGGCUGGUGCAAGUGCUCCAGGGCCCAUCCUGUGGCCUUGGUGGGGAAAGUGCCCCUUGGGGGACCACAUGGGGAGGAUCCCUGGGGCCUCAGAGCCAAGGCAGAGCUCACUGUGACCCACAUCAGCUGUUGGCAGGAGAGCAGGGACACAAACCUGCCUCCUACCUGCUGGGCCUGGGGAGAGCUGAAGGAGAAUCAAUUAAAUAUCCUGGUGCUGGCA